UAAGGUAAGGUUAAAUCAUGUGAAACAGGUGUGCUGCACGUGCUGUUUUGUUAAACACACCUGAGAGUGAGACCGGACUCGCUGCUGGUUCAAACAAUAUUGGAAAAACACUCGGAAACCGGUGCAUUUUAACACAACUACACUUCUUGACGUUACAGGAGAAAACAGGUGCAAUGCUAUGUUAAAGCAGUCUGUGUCUGAAAAAUAUGGCUUCAUCCCAAGGCACCAGUCACAUUCCUUCUCUUGCAUCACCAACACAACGAAUGCACUUGAUUCAUGUGGAUUCUGUUCAUCGAUGGAUGGAGGACUUGCGGUACAUGACAGAAGUGGAGUGCAUGUGCAUCCUUCAAUCAAAACCAAUCAGUGUUGAUGAAGAUGCUCAAAGCGAGCUCAUCAUUAACCCAGAGCACACUGUACGGGACAACCUUCAGACUCUGCUGAAGAGAGCUUUAAUUAUCAGCUCUGAACUGACCAAAAUGUUUCAAAAGCUGGAGAAGAACCGUUGGCAAAGAGUGCACAGCACAGCAGUGAGAGCCAAUUGCCAUGUGCGCUCCCUGGUCAACGAGUACAACUCCUUCACAAGGAAUUCUCCUCCAGAAAUACAAAAAUAUGAAAAGGCACUGCUGGAGAAAUGCAUGGAGCUGACAAUCAUAACUGAGAGGUGCAUACACACGGAAGAUGAAUAUUUUUUGAUGUCUAUGAAAGACUCUAUCCAUGAAAUACUGACAUCUGUUGGCGAGUCCUUCAGCCACAUGAUUGACAUGGCUUUAGCCAAUGAGAUACAGGUCUUGGUCAGACAAAUAGAAUUGUCUGAUAACAUGUAUACCAUUGGAACAGCCAUCAGCAGUCUGCUCGGCCUGACCCAAGAAGGAGCCCAUUUGUGCCGCAUCAUAGCAAAGGAAGGGGCUGUGGUCGCCCUUUUUAAGAUUUGCCGACAGGACUGCUUCCGCUGCCUCUGUGCGCAUGCUCUGAGAACGCUGGCAUCAAUCUGCUGCGUGGAGGAAGGAAUCAGUCAGCUGGAAAAGGUGGAUGGCAUCCUGUGUUUAGCAGAUAUCCUCACAGAUGAAACCAAUCCUGAAGAGAUGCGUGCAGAGGCAGCCGCUGUGGUAGCCCAGAUUACAUCCCCACAUUACACCUUCACCCAGCAUCUGGGCAGUUUCCUGGAGAACAUGGAAGACAUUGUGACCGCGCUUAUCAAACUGUGCCAACAUGCUUCUUCUGGGGAAGUCUUCCUGCUGGCCUCUGCAGCUCUAGCCAACAUCACCUUCUUUGACACCAUGGCAAGUGAAAUUCUACUGCAGCUGAGUGCUGUUAGGAUAUUAUUUGAAGCGUGCCGCGAUCGAAAGAGAGUGGAUACACCCUACUCAAAAGAUCAGGUUGUGACAGUAUUGGCGAAUAUAUCUGUACUUGACCACUGUGCUUCAGAGGUUAUACAAGAAAGGGGUAUCGAGUGUUUGCUGGAGAUGUUAUUUGAGAAGCCAUCUACUUCAAAUCCACCAGAGGUUGCUGCUUGCGAGCGAGUCCAGCAGAAAGCUGCAGUUACACUGGCUCGGCUGAGCAGAGACCCAGUUGUAGCCCACACUGCCACAAAACUCAACUGUAUUCCUCGACUGAUAGAGCUCUGUCGAUCACCAACUGAGCGAAGCAACAGUGAUUCUGUUUUAGUUGCCUGUUUGGCAGCCCUAAGGAGGCUAGCAGCUGGGUGUCCAGAAAGCAUCGACGAUUCUGACUUUCAACAACUAAUAAAACCGAGACUAGUGGAUUCCUUCUUACUGUGCUCAAACAUGGAAGAAAGCUUUGUAUAAUGGCAGCUGUAAAAUAACUUUCUGCAUGGCAAUCUAUGCAAAAAGUGUUCAUUUAAUAUCAAAAACCUGAAAUCACUUUAAGGUUGACCAAAAAUGUUAUAAUGUUAGAUUGAAGUAUUUUUUUGUUUUGUUUCUUUUAAAUAGAGAUACUACAUAAGGAUAUAAACAUUCCCUUUUUUAGCAGCGAUGCAUGGAUCAUAUUUGUAGUUUUCAUAGACUAAAACAUAAUUUGAAAAGUGCAUUUUCUAACAUUUGUAUGUUCCAAAAUUUUUACAUACAUAAUCAAGACAUAAACUGAAGUAUCCUGGUUAGUUUGCUUACGUAAUAUUUUUUAGUAUUUUGACAUGUGUGUUCGUUUACCAAUCAUUGGGACAAUACAAGUAGAAAGUCUACUUCUGUAUUUCCGAAUCUUACAAAAUACUAGUAAACUGUAGAAUGUGCAGACCUCUCUAUUUCCAUGUCCUCAUCUUUCACAUCCGCUGUACUUAAAACUUCCUAACUUUCCCUCUCUCUCUCUCUCUCUCUCUCUCUCUCUCUUGACACCCAAUAACUAGAAUGAUCCAAGUACCAUGUUUUUGAAUGCGAGUGUGUAUGUGUGUAUAUACAAUAGAUAGAUAGAUAGAUAGAUAGAUAGAUAGAUAUACACACACACAUACUUGCAUUCAAAAACAUGGUACUUGGAUCAUUCUAGUUAUUGAGUGUCUGAUUGUGGUGUGUCAUCAGAUCAUCUGUUUCGGUUCAGUUCACCACCCUCUCCUUAAUUCGCUGAUAGAGUACUGAACAUGCACACAGACUUUACAAAUUAGAAACUUACAUAAGUCCAAAUAACUUUCCCCUUCUCAUUUUAGUCCCUACCUGUCUUAUAUCCAUAUUGAUUAAGUUUCACCGAUGCAUUCCGUCCUGUACAUCAUGCUACUGUACUUGUACGCUAUGUGUAGAAUUAUAAUCUUAUAAUUCUGUCAGUGCUACAGUAUCUGAUGUUGCAGAACACCAUGUGUGUAUUGUCUUCCAGCCACACUUUUAAAUUAAAAUCUCCUGCCCUUCUGUCCCUGGUGUUUAAGUAGCAGUACCCUUGUUACAGUAUUGUGGGCUUACUACUUUCCCCCUACUAUACUUGUAACAUGCUUAAUAAGAACCUAAGGCAAACACCAGCCUUUUCAGAUGAGCCUGUCUCCUGCACAUACAAAUAAUGUUAUCUUUUCCUCUUCGUAUGGGGUUCCCUAUAUUGGCAAGCUUUUUCUUUCUUUUACUUCACCAGCUACCCUUUCCUCACUCUAAAGGAUGAUAUGCAGAUGUUCUACUAGUUUCUCGUUGUUUGUUUGAUAAGUGAUUUUGUAAGAGCUUUUAGAGGCCAUUCUUACACAGUACAUCAACUGCUAUUUCAGUUUGGAAAAACUGUAUAUUGUAAAAGGAAUGUGAUUUUCAAACAUUUGAGGUUGUUUCUCAGUUAUUUCUUUUACCUGCGGUUCUGCGGUGGUUGUGUUAGCUCACAUGCUAAAACUAGCGUAUUAAAACCGGAAUAUACUGUAUGUGUAAGCCUGGUAUCUGUGGGGAGGAAAUACCUAUACAUUCUUUUGAAUGUCAUAUUUCACUACUGUGAAUGCAUUAAGGGAAAAUAAUAAACAUACGGUAUAUCCAGUUUGAGCAGACCAUCAAAUAUCAUUCUAUGAAAACGUGGAUUAAAUUCUAUGGAUUUACGAGUAGUUCAUUUUCAGUGGCCUUUAUGAAGUUUAAGUUAAUGUAUUUGUAUUUUGCAGUAGCUAUGCACAACAAGAAGUGAUUAUUUUGGGUUGUCAUCGACUUGGCUACCUAAAUCAGUACCGCUAUAAUGCAUUUUGUUUAUUAAACUAUUUGUUUCUUUUAAAAAAAAGUGUGUUAUGCUCAUAAAGAUAUGUGUGCAAUAAACUAAUGACACUCACGCAAUUUCCUUUCCCAAAAGUCAUGCUUCUGGUUAUGCCACUAUCUAACUUACAAAGUGACUGUGGCAGAGCUGUACCGAUCAUUGAUGGCACCCUGUGCGAGAUAUAAAUCCAGUGGCCCCGGCCACCCCCAGAACUUGGAAGUCCACUAAUAAAUAAAUAAAAAAAAAGGGUUCAAAAUCUUUGUAAAUGUCCAAUGGAAUGCACCAAUAGAAACAAAGCCUAGAGCUGACCAAUGCACUUUUCUUGCCUUCAGUGAUUCAAAGUCAUUGAUGACAUGGUCAUAGUUCAGAGAGUUGGCUAAUGCAAAUUCAAUGGAUAUAAUGGCUAGAUUAGACAAGCGUUCAAUUUCAGCUUUCUGAAACUAUGUUGGAUUGUUAUUGAACUUGCAAAUAAAUUACCUACUUGCUUGCAAAAACA
Acipenser ruthenus (sterlet) is the source of this 4144-nucleotide messenger RNA. Its product is annotated as protein inscuteable homolog. Lineage: Eukaryota; Metazoa; Chordata; Actinopteri; Acipenseriformes; Acipenseridae. The record is from RefSeq and is a predicted model, not a curated record. Gene Ontology annotation, cellular component: apical cortex. Gene Ontology annotation, molecular function: cytoskeletal adaptor activity; protein binding. The transcript has 13 exons. Gene Ontology annotation, biological process: apical protein localization; regulation of asymmetric cell division; establishment of mitotic spindle orientation. Bases 207 to 1805 code for a protein of 532 amino acids.